CCCUCCUUCCUCUUCUGUCUCUCUUUACUCCCCUACUCUUGUUUGCUCCUCUCUCUCUCUCUCUCUCUCUCUCUCGUCUUCUCUUUUCGCUUCUUCUUUAUGAAAGUUGAGUGGGGCAAUGGAGAGCUCGGGAUGGGCGGGAGUGAGCCCAAGGAUCUCCUUCUCCCACGACCUCCCCCAGGCCGACAUCUCCGGCGGCGACGAUCACCGCCUCGACCUUUCCCUUCCACUGGAUGUAUCCGCGUCCUCCGACUUCGACUUCGUCCUCGGCGCAGACAUCUUCUCCCACGACUCCUCCCUCGCCGACGACCUCUUCUCCGACGGCAAACUCCUCCCCUUACCCAUCAAGAAUCCCCCAUCCUCCUCCUCCGCCGCCUCCCCGUCGUCGCUGCCGUCAGCAUCAGCAGCCGAUCCACCUGCAGCGCCGAAGCCGGCGAGCGCACGCAGGAGGAAGCGCGGCAGCCUUCGGGAGAUCAUGGCGAGCUGUAGCGAGGGCGGCGUCGGCAUCGGAAGGCCCUCCCCCCGCAGGAGCAGCAGCCUCAACUGCGGAGACAGCAGGAGAAGCCUUUGUCCGUUCCCUUUGCUGCGGAGCAAGUCCUCGGGCUCGAUGCCGAUGAACCCAUCGAGCACUAAGCACUGCGACAAUUCCAGCAUCAACACGAUUGCCAGUUUUAGCAGCCCGUUCACGGAGUUGUUCAGGAAAGGCUCAAAGGAACCGAAGACCAGAGUCUACUAUUACUCGGGGAGCUCGCGACGGUCACACGGGAAUGCGGUGAGAAUCAGUCCGAUCAUAAACGUGCCGACGCCGAGCAGUAUGAGCAUAUUUAGCUUUCUACUUUGCAAGCAUGGGGACAAGAACAUGGCCAAGAGCUCAGCUGUUACCUGUUACCCGUAGUGGCGUGUGUUGGUUUGAAAUUAUUAGGAGGGAGGGGGCGGGACAACGGGGGGGUUGUUUGCUUGUGAUCAU
Molecule: messenger RNA, 967 nt
Organism: Musa acuminata AAA Group (dessert banana)
Lineage: Eukaryota; Viridiplantae; Streptophyta; Magnoliopsida; Zingiberales; Musaceae
Exons: 1
Coding region: 119-895 (258 amino acids)
Source: RefSeq, a predicted model, not a curated record